This is a messenger RNA of Suillus discolor, 4029 nucleotides long. RefSeq names its product P-loop containing nucleoside triphosphate hydrolase protein. NCBI's taxonomy places the organism in Eukaryota, Fungi, Basidiomycota, Agaricomycetes, Boletales, Suillaceae. The coding region runs from base 1 to 4029 and encodes 1342 amino acids. Gene Ontology annotation, molecular function: ABC-type transporter activity; ATP hydrolysis activity; ATP binding. Gene Ontology annotation, cellular component: membrane. Gene Ontology annotation, biological process: transmembrane transport. The transcript has 22 exons. The record is from RefSeq and is a predicted model, not a curated record.
AUGGGCACAGAACCCACUUUACUUGUGUCCCAUACGUCGGAGGGCCUUCCAGCCACUGCUGACGAAAAGAAACUCGCCGUUUCGAAGGAGCUCACAUCCUCAGAGCACGUUAUUCUGGACAUGAAAAAGGAUUCAAAGGGCAUCCGAGGUUUUCUCCCCUGGGCCAAGAAAGCAUCCAAGGAAAUGGAGAGCGAGGCCGAGAACGCAUUGGCAGCGGACACAUCCGUUUCUGCGUCGUUCUUAUCGUUAUUCCGGUAUUCAACUCGCUUUGAAAUAAUGUUGGACUUUCUUGGCAUGAUCUUUGCUGUUGCUGCUGGCGCUUCGCAGCCUCUGAUGACUUUAGUAUUCGGUGACAUGACCCAAGAUUUCGUCACGUUUAAUUCAGCAGAGAACGAGUACUAUCAAUCGUUGCAGUCUAAUGAUACGAACGUGAUUGAGCAGGCGCAGGCCGCACUAGAUGCUGCUGCAUCCACAUUCGUUCAUAGCGCUAGCCUGGAUGCUUCUUAUCUCGUUUAUCUUGGUGUCGCCAUGUUUGUUUCCACGUAUAUAUACAUGUACACCUGGGUUUACACCUCAGAGGCUAAUGGGAAAAGAAUACGCGAGAGGUAUCUUCAGGCCAUCCUUAGACAGGAAAUCGCCUAUUUUGAUGAUGUGGGGGCUGGAGAGGUUGCGACGCGCAUCCAAACCGACACUCAUCUGGUACAACUGGGGAUAUCCGAAAAAGUCACUGUUGCAGUCACUUGCAUCAGCGCAUUCGUCGUUGGCUUUAUUAUUGCGUUUGUCCGGUCAUGGCGUCUCGCUCUUGCAUUGUCGUCCAUGAUUGUGUGCAUCAUAAUCAUAGGCGGUGUCAUGAAAAAAUGUCUCUCCAAAUACACACAAUUGUCCUUGAAGCAUACUGCUGAGGCAGGCAGUCUUGCAGAAGAGGUCAUAUCCACGAUUCGCACUGCACAGGCUUUCGGGACACAGAAAAUUUUGUCUGGAAUAUACGAUAAGAACAUCGACGUUACUCGCAUCGUUAACGCCAAAGCGAGUAUUUCGCAAGGUGUGGGAUUAGGCUGCCUCUUCUUCGUGAACUACGCUGGAUAUGCGCUCGCAUUCGAUUUCGGAACUACCCUCAUAAAUGAAGGCCAAGCUAACGCCGGACAGGUUGUAAAUGUCUUCUUUGCCAUCUUAACCGGAUCAUUAUCUCUUGCUAUACUUGCGCCUGAAUUACAAGCCAUUACACGUGCCUGUGGUGCCGCCGUCAAACUAUUCGAUACGAUCGAGCGUGUCCCUGAUAUCGACUCUGCAAACCCAGGAGGACUAAAGCCUUCAAAAGUCACUGGGGAGAUUACGUUCAAGGAAGUCAAAUUCAGCUAUCCGUCUCGCGCAGAUGUUCCAAUUCUCAAAGGCAUCGACGUCACCUUCCCGGCUGGCAAGACCACUGCUCUUGUUGGCGCAUCUGGAUCUGGUAAAUCUACGAUCGUAUCUCUCACGGAACGCUUCUACGAUCCGCUCAGUGGCUCCGUUACGCUUGACGGAAUUGACUUGCGAGAGCUGAAUAUCAAAUGGUUACGCUCUCAGAUCGGUCUAGUCUCACAAGAGCCAGUGCUUUUCGCGACGACUAUCAGGGGCAACAUCGCACACGGUCUCAUUGGCACACAAUACGAGGAUGCAUCUGAUGAGGAGAAGUUUCAACUGAUCAAAGCAGCCUGCAUCAAGUCUAAUGCAGAUAGCUUUAUUAACCACCUGCCACAAGGAUAUGACACUAUGGUUGGUGAGCGAGGUUUUCUUUUGUCGGGAGGGCAAAAACAGCGCAUCGCAAUUGCGCGAGCUAUCGUGUCGGACCCGCGGAUCUUGCUCCUUGAUGAAGCCACAAGUGCCCUCGAUACUCGCUCAGAAGUAAUCGUACAAGAUGCUCUGGACAAGGCAGCUGCUGGUCGAACUACCAUCACCAUUGCUCAUCGCUUGUCCACGGUUAAAGAUGCUGACUGCAUACUUGUAAUGGGCGAGGGACUUGUACUGGAGCGAGGGACUCAUGCGGAACUUCUGGCAGAUGAGAACGGCGCAUACUCUCGUCUCGUCGCAGCUCAAUCUCUCCGCGAGAGUGAAAAAGAUGAUCUGGAUGCAGGGGGGUCAGGUGACGAGUCAGAUUUGGAAAAGUCUAGGUCAGAAGAACUCCUCGAACGGAAGAGCACUAUUCGAUCUGUCAGAAGCGACAUCGCCAGUCAAUUAAAGGAGGAUGUAGGGGACCAGGCUCCAGAGGAAGCCUACGGUCUGUUUUAUUUGAUGAAACGAAUUGGUGGUCUUCACCCUGAAGGGCUUCGCCGAUACUUAAUUGGAUCUUUCUUUGCCAUAUGCAACGGUGCCGCGUAUCCUGUCUCUGGUAUAAUCUAUGGGCACGCAGUCUCCGGCUUUAGCGCGACCACAAAUUCUGAGCGAAGCUACCAAGGCGACCGAAAUGCUCUCUGGUUUUUCAUCCUUGCCAUUCUAUGCGCAUUGUGUAUGGGUUUCCAGAACUACUUCUUUGCUUCUGCUGCCGCUGUCUUGACUGCCAAGCUCCGUUCAAUGAGCUUCAAAGCUAUCCUCCGACAAGACAUCGAGUACUUUGACAACGACAAGAACAGUACUGGCACUCUGACGUCAAACUUGAGCGAAAACCCCCAGAGGAUCAAUGGUCUUGCUGGUAUAACUCUGGGAACAAUCAUCCAAUCUAUCGCAACUCUAGUUGUUGGCUUAAUAAUUGGCUUUGCAUACGCUUGGAAGGCAGCUAUUGUUGGCAUGGCAUGUAUUCCUGUCCUGGUGUGCGGUGGCUAUAUACGUUUGCAAGUAGUUGUUCUGAAAGAUCAGAAGAACAAGAAAGCGCAAGAAAGCUCUGCUCAGAUUGCCUGCGAAGCUGCUGCAGCCAUUCGCACCGUUGCAUCAUUGACCCGAGAGGAGCACUGUCUUGAUAUAUACAGACGAAGCUUGGAAGGACCCAUCAGAAAAUCCACUAGGACAGCGCUCUGGAGUAACUUGCUGUAUGCACUCUCUCAGGCCAUGGGUUUCUGGGUGAUUUCUCUAGUCGUCUGGUAUGGCGCGACACUCGUUUCGCAGCUGGAGAUAUCCACACAAUCAUUCUUCAUUACUUUAGUGAGCACGGUAUUUUCCUCAAUGCAGGCUGGUAAUGUCUUUGCCUUCGUGCCUGACAUUUCAUCGGCCAAAGGGGCCGCCGACGCAACUAUCAGGCUCCUCGAUUCAACUCCUGCGAUUGAUGCAGAGUCAACUGAAGGCAAAAGUAUUCCGAGCAAGACUAUCAAGGGUCACAUACAGCUGGAGAACGUUCAUUUCAGUUAUCCUACCCGUCCCAGAACCCGGGUUCUUCGUGGCCUCACGCUUACCGUCGAACCCGGAACCUAUGUUGCCUUGGUCGGCUCUAGCGGUUGCGGUAAAAGCACGGUCAUCCAAUUACUAGAGCGUUUUUACGAUCCACUUUCCGGACGGAUCUCACUCGAUGGAGAGCUUAUUGAUGAAUUUAACGUCCAAGCAUAUCGACAGCAAAUCUCACUUGUGUCACAAGAACCUACUUUGUACGCAGGAACUAUUCGCUUCAAUAUCUUGCUCGGUGCCGCCAGACCAGAAUCUGAGGUCGCACAAGAAGAGAUCGAGACUGCCUGCCGUGAUGCCAAUAUACUGGAGUUUAUUCAAUCACUUCCAGACGGAUUCAAUACAGAAGUUGGUGGCAAGGGAUCCCAGCUGUCUGGAGGUCAGAAACAACGUAUAGCAAUCGCUCGCGCACUGCUUCGGAACCCGAAAGUUCUUCUGCUCGAUGAAGCUACAUCAGCCCUUGAUUCGAACUCAGAAAAGGUGGUGCAAGAAGCUCUUGACAAAGCUGCCAAAGGUCGCACCACAAUAGCUAUCGCCCACCGCCUUUCGACUAUCCAGAACGCUGAUCGCAUACAUUUUGUCAAGGAAGGCAGAGUCAGCGAAUCCGGAACCCACGACGAACUUCUUGCGCGGAGAGGAGAUUAUUACGAGUUCGUCCAGCUUCAAGCACUCAGCAAGAAGUAG